AUGACGGUCUUAUCGAUGCUGAAUUAUCAGGUAGACGAAUAUAUGGAGAAUAUGUUGGAGCAUGAGUACCAAUAUAAAGAGGGUUUCGCAUCAGCGCGAGAUACAGUAAGGAAAUUAUUUAUCGAGACCGCUCCUAACAAAAAUAAGCAGGGUGAAGCUCCUAAGAAUUGCAACAUUCCCCCACGGACAUCGAAAUCAAACCUACCAGGCCGCUAUGACAAGGAUGAUACCAAAGUCAAUGGCCAUGAGAAUGGCAGUAGCCUUGACCUUAGCCACAUGAAAGUGGUACUUAGUCGCUACAUCGCCCAUAUACUUCAGCACCCCUCGGUGGUAAAGAGCACUCGAGAUAUGCAGACCCGACUCGCUAGAGAACUUGAAACAUUCCUUCUUGCUCAUAUAGACCACGCAGAAGAUAAUUAUAAGUUUGCUCAUCAAUCGAAUAAGCGUUCAAUGAGCGUUCCCGUUCCUAGUAACAAAACGUCACAUAAGGCCUACAACGGGAAUCGCGACAGCGCAGGAGAUGCGAAAGGGGAAGAUAUAAUUAAUGGAGCCCGAGGAUACUUCAAGAAAUACGAGAAUCCAGGCCGGACAUUCUACAACUGGGUACAUAACACUUCCGCAGAUCAUACCUCGUGCCCCUUCUCCUUCGUCUUUUUCCAAUGCCUGCUAUUCGCUACCCACGGAGACGUUGCGGGCCGCAAGCCCAAGAUAGCGUACCUUGUCGAGGACGUGUGCAGGCACCUCGCUAGCCUAUGCCGAAUAUACAACGACUACGGCUCUCUAGCCCGGGAUCUUGAUGAGUCGAAUUUGAACUCGCUCAAUUUUCCCGAGUUCUCUGUAGACGAUGGCGGCAUAACAGAACAAGAGGCCAAGGCCCAGCUUAUGAGCAUUUCAGAAUACGAGAGGCGUUGUCUCAAUGUUGCGCUAGAUCAGUUGGAUCAUGAGAUUUCGUCAAGCAGUGGCAGAAAUAAUGGUAAAUGGAUGAGUGCGAUUAGAUUUUUUGUCAAUGUUACAGAUCUUUAUGGGCAGAUAUACGUCGUGAAGGAUAUUGCUACGAGGAAGUAA
Messenger RNA from Daldinia childiae, 1065 nucleotides. Its product is annotated as Copalyl diphosphate synthase. Gene Ontology annotation, biological process: diterpenoid biosynthetic process. The coding region runs from base 1 to 1065 and encodes 354 amino acids. The transcript has a single exon. Gene Ontology annotation, molecular function: terpene synthase activity; magnesium ion binding. The record is from RefSeq and is a predicted model, not a curated record. Lineage: Eukaryota; Fungi; Ascomycota; Sordariomycetes; Xylariales; Hypoxylaceae.